Tripterygium wilfordii is the source of this 1097-nucleotide messenger RNA. Its product is annotated as DNA repair protein XRCC4-like. Bases 72 to 845 code for a protein of 257 amino acids. The record is from RefSeq and is a predicted model, not a curated record. NCBI's taxonomy places the organism in Eukaryota, Viridiplantae, Streptophyta, Magnoliopsida, Celastrales, Celastraceae. Gene Ontology annotation, cellular component: DNA-dependent protein kinase-DNA ligase 4 complex; DNA ligase IV complex; nucleus. Gene Ontology annotation, biological process: DNA recombination; double-strand break repair via nonhomologous end joining; response to X-ray. Gene Ontology annotation, molecular function: DNA binding. The transcript has 5 exons.
GGAGAAGGCGGGAAGAUCCGAAGGCUUCUUUUGGAAGAAACUAAACCCAUUUUCUCCCUGAGAAAGAAAAAAUGGAUACAGCCAGACACACAUGCCUGAAGCUCCAGCUCUCAAACGCCGAGGACUCUAUCUUCGUCAAAGGCACUUGGUUCGAUUCUCACUUCGACCUCUUCGUUACUGAUGGCCAGCAAUCUUGGAUCUGCAAUGCUUCAGAGGAGGACGUGAGUGAGAGAGCAUCGCAGUGGGACCAACCAGUAAGUGAAUACAUCGAAUUGGCCGAGCGGUACCUAGGGUUUCAACAGCCUGGUUCGGUCUAUGGGUUUGCCGAUGCUGGUGAUGGCUCUAAAAGAUUAUCGUGGACCUUUGAGAGGGAAGGAACUAAGCUUGAAUGGCGAUGGAAAUGUCAGCCAUCGCCUAAUAGUAAGAAGACGACAGCUGGGAUCUUGGACUUCCUUAUGGAUGCAAAUAUAAGGCUAAGUGAAGAAGUUUUCAGGAAGACCCAAUCAUUCGAGCGGCUGAAAGUGGAAGCUGAGAUGUGUUUAGCACAGAGUGAGAUGUUCAACAAUGAGAAGAUGGAGUUUGAGUCUGCAAUUUAUGCCAAGUUCCUUGCGGUCCUGAACUCAAAGAAAGCCAAACUGAGGGAGCUUCGAGAUCAGCUUUCUAUGCAGAAGACAGUUGGGAAAUUGCCAGAAGAAGAUGAAGAGUUCACAGACAGAACUGAGAUCAUGGAUGACGAAAGUGAGGACAAGGAGAGUGACAAAGAAUCUCCAAAGAAACGUGAAGGCAUGUCAAAGGAUGUAGCACCAAGUAGGGCUCGUGGUCGAAAGAGGACUACCCGGAGAUAGCAUGUUAACCAAAUGGCCUUCUGCAUUAUCAUAAGCUCUAUCUGUACUUUUACUUGUGUCUCUGUCAACCUCCCAAUCCCCAAUAUCCGUAAAUAUCUUAUUAACUUUAUAUGCUCUGGUAGUUUUGAGGAUUCUGGAGGAGUGUAAGUUCAAAGGUAUCGAAUAUUAGAAGGCAGGGCAGGUAUAUUCUCUCUUCCACAUACUGCUCAUGAAAUUGUUUUCAUUCGAGUAAAUGUUACUUUUUGGCCACUU